AUGGCCUGGCUGGGCUGGCCUGCGCCGUGCCUGUGGGUCGCCAGCUGCGGGCUGCUGCUUGUCCUGGUCCUGCUCCUGAGCCCCCGCAGCCGCCGAGCGCGGCGGACCCUCCGCUGCCUGUUCAUGGCGCGCAGCAAGCGGCUGCUCUUCCGAAUUGGGUACAGCCUGUACACCCGCACCUGGCUUGGGUACCUCUUCUACCGACAGCAGCUGCGCAGGGCUCGGAAUCGCUACCCCAAAGGCCAUUCCAGAACCCAGCCCCGCCUCUUCAACGGAGUGAAGGUGCUUCCCAUCCCUGUCCUCUCGGACAAUUACAGCUACCUCAUCAUCGACACCCAGGCCCGGCUGGCUGUGGCUGUGGACCCUUCAGACCCUCAGGCCGUGCAGGCUUCCAUUGAAAAGGAAGGUGUGACCUUGGUUGCCAUUCUCUGCACCCACAAACACUGGGACCACAGUGGAGGGAACCGUGACCUCAGCCGGCGGCACCAGGACUGUCGGGUGUACGGGAGCCCUCAGGACGGCAUCCCCUACCUCACCCAUCCCCUGUGUCAUCAAGAUGUGGUGAGUGUGGGACGGCUUCAGAUCCGGGCUCUAGCCACCCCUGGCCACACACAAGGCCAUCUGGUCUACUUGCUGGAUGGGGAGCCCUACAAGGGUCCUUCCUGCCUCUUUUCAGGGGACCUGCUCUUCCUCUCUGGCUGUGGACGGACCUUUGAGGGCACUGCAGAGACCAUGCUGAGCUCGCUGGACACUGUGCUGGGGCUGGAAGAUGACACUCUGCUGUGGCCUGGUCAUGAGUACGCAGAGGAGAACCUGGGCUUUGCUGGUGUGGUGGAGCCUGAGAACCUGGCCCGGGAGAGGAAGAUGCAGUGGGUGCAGAGGCAGCGGAUGGAGCGCAAGAGCACGUGCCCGUCCACCCUGGGAGAGGAGCGCUCCUACAACCCGUUCCUGAGGACCCACUGCCUGGUGCUGCAGGAGACUGUGGGGCCUGGCCUGGGCCCCGCUGAGGACGAUGGCUGCUCCCGGGCCCAGCUCCUGGAGAAGCUCCGCCGGCUGAAGGACCUGCACAAGAGCAAGUGAUGUCCCCCAGCACCCCCCCAGCCCACCCGCAUGGUGGGGAGGCCGCCCAUCGCCCACACAAACCACCCUCAUUGCUACCAACACCACCUCUGUCAGUGCCACGGUGGGCAUCAUUCCCCAACACUCGUCGUGGAGACAAGGCGGGGAGACCUUGAGGCCCAGGGAAGGGACUGCUCCAAGGCUUGUGCUCUGACUGGGAAUCAAACCAUGACCUCCUAGUUCAUGGGUCAAAGCUCAACCACUGAGACUCCAUGGGGUGAGGCUGAGCUGUCAAGCCUAACAGGAAAGGAGGGGCCCUGGGCAUCUCCAGACCUAACUGAAAGGGUCCCCUGCUCCCUCCCCGUUCCUGCGCUGGCAGUGAGCACCUGGAGGCUGCGAUGAGCCCCUCCCUCAGGAGGCAGCGCUCUCGCUGCGGCCACUAAGCCCAGGCCACAGGAGCCGUGAACAGGUUGAGUGCAUCCCCCUUCUCCCAUUCAGGGUUGGGAAACUCAGUCUCCCCAGGUGGGCUCUGGUUUACUGAAACACUGCCCCUCCUCCCCCAGCCUCCCCACGCUGCCCCAUCCCAUCCUGACCCCACAAAGGCAUUUUUCAACCGAGCCAUUUCUGAGAAAGGUGAAAGGGCUGGAAGUCUGGCUGGCUGUCCAGUCUCAGCCUCAGUGGCUUCCCUACAGCCUGGAAGAGGGAGGGUCCUGGUUGCCAAGGAAACCUUGACUUCAGGCUCAGGAGACACCUGAGGGUGCUGGAUUGCAGCCCAGCAGUCUUGUAGGUCACACGGGCUCCCUGCACAGCUGGCCUGGUCCUGCCCGCUGGCCUCUGCCCCUGCCCUGGGCCAACAGCCCCUCCCUUCCAGGCUCUGAGAGAGAGCCAUCGUCCGCCAUGGCCCACAGCUUUCUCAUUAUGGCCCUUAUUCUUAGGAACUUCUGCCUCCUCUAACUUCUGCUUUAUCCUCAGCCCCUUUCCUCUUUUAGUUAUUAACAACAUUCAUCUGGCCCCUUGCCAUUUGCCAAGAACAUUCUGUGUCAUUUCUCAUUUGGUCCUUGGCCCCAUCCUGGCUGGGGGAGGGGCCUGUGAGGCAGAGUUCAGAAAUGGAAACCUGGGAGCAGAGGCCUCUCAAGGGAAUGGCAGCUUCCAGGACCCCAGGCCUUGGCCCUGCCCUCUGCUCAGCCCUCCCUCAGCUGUGUCUCUUUUGGUCUUGGGUCCAGGUUCCUUUGGGGCCUCAUGAGGAACCCUAUGGCCCUCAAGCAGGCGUACCUGGGUCAGCCAGGGGCCUUGUCUUCCUUCCUUCCUCAGGCUCUGCUCACCUCUGGCGAGCCUCCAAGAUGCCCCGUGCCCUCAGUUUCUCCUCAUCAUCCGGCCUCUGCCUCCCUCUCUAGCCACAGCCUCUAGUACCAACUCUAGCAAUACUACCGGAAUAGAGUUCCCCGCACCCCAAGAUAUGCAGUUUCCUGCCUCUGUGCCUUCGCUCAUGCUGUUUCUUCAGACUGGAAUGCCUUUCCCUGCUCCUCUUGCCUUGUCUGCCUGGCAAACACCUGUUCAUUCUUCACAAUCCCCCUCAACGGCCCCCUCCUCCAGGAAGACAACCCCAUGCUCCCUCC
Molecule: messenger RNA, 2675 nt
Organism: Eptesicus fuscus (big brown bat)
Lineage: Eukaryota; Metazoa; Chordata; Mammalia; Chiroptera; Vespertilionidae
Gene: PNKD
Product: PNKD metallo-beta-lactamase domain containing
Exons: 9
Coding region: 1-1080 (359 amino acids)
Cellular component (GO): mitochondrion
Molecular function (GO): hydroxyacylglutathione hydrolase activity
Source: RefSeq, a predicted model, not a curated record